Molecule: messenger RNA, 1670 nt
Organism: Paramecium sonneborni
Lineage: Eukaryota; Ciliophora; Oligohymenophorea; Peniculida; Parameciidae
Source: the annotation of a GenBank genome assembly
AUGAAGCAAAAGAGAGUAAAUAAAGUUGACAAUGAAAGGUUAAACAAAUUAUAAACAAAAGAAGCAAGUGUAAACUUAGAAUGGGUGCUUAAAUAACAUAAUAUAUAAGAACUUAAAUCAACAAUAUAGUUAAUGUCUUUUAUCGAAUUACACAUUGAAAUAGAAAACUAUGAUAUGCAAGGAGUUUCUCAUGUUAUGCUUAACAAUUCUAUAUAAUUAAAAUUCAUAUCAAUUGCUAAUGGUUUAUUAAUUUAUUAGGAAACUAAUUGUAUUGUUUUAAGUGACUGUGUUAUCUAGAAAAAGAAAUUUCAUUGUAAUCAUAAUUAAUUAUUUCUAAUUGUUUUGUAAAAUAAUGGUGGAAGAUUAAUUUUAAUAUUCUCACAUCCUAUGUCAUAAAAAGAAUGGUUUAAGAUUUUAAAAUUUUAGGCAAAAUAAAUUGAUUUUCUUAAGAAAUACAGAAUUUAAGAUAAUAUAUGUUUAAAUUUUUAUGAAAUAUCUCAUAAAAAAAAGAAAAAGAAAUAUGCAGCACAAAUUAUAAACCGUAAAAAUUUCAAAUUCUAAGAUUAGUAAGAAAUAAUUAAUAAUUAUAUUAAAAUCUUAAGAAAUAAUAACAUUCAAAAUGUUUUUCCUAUUGUAAGUAUUUUUGAUGAUAAUGAUAUACUUUAUUUAGUGACUGAAUAAUUUAUUGGUAGUACUUUUGAAUAAUUAUUAUCUAAUAAUAAAAAGAUGCUUACUUAAGCUGAUUUAGCAUUUAUAAUUUUUUCUGUUCUUUAAAAUUUGAGAGGUUUACAAGAUGAAGACCUUUUUCAUGGAAAUUUAACUUUUGAUAAUAUAAUUAUAGUCAAUCAAUAAGGAUAACUAGGAAUUUAUGUUAUCAAUCCAAUUUAUAAAGUAAGAUUUUAUGCUUAACAUAGCUUUAUAAUUAAAAAUCUAUUGAUUAUUAUGUUAAAACUGUUUCUGAAUAUCUUAUUGCUCCUGAAAUUAAUUAAAAUUAAAUACCUUCAGUUAAUAGUGAUAUAUAUUAAUUAGGAAUCAUUUUGUUGUUAGUAAGCUUUUAUGGAAUAUCAUAAAAUUUGAAUAAUUCAUUUAUUCAAAGGAUCUUAAACAACAGAGAAACUCUUAUAUCUUAAUAAGAAAUAAAAUUUUAAAAGUGUUUAGAUUCAGAUUUUCCACAUCUUUUUAGUGCUUGUUAAUUAGAUUUAAUAAAGAAAAUGAUAGAAAAAGACCCCAAUAAAAGAAUUUAGGUUUAAGAUGCUAUCAAACAUGCAUGGUUUAUAAAUACUAAGGAUAAAAUCAAAAUGCAAAAAUAACAUUUCAAUAGGCAUUUACCAAGUCUUAAAACCAUUAUAGAAAUGGUUGAAUAAAGUGAAUAUGAUAUAAAAAGAAAAUCACAUUAAACUACUGGAAUCAAUUUUAUCAAUUAAAGACCAUCCAUAAAAAAAUAUGAUUUCAGUCCUUACGCUCAAUAAUAACCAGAGUUCAGCCCUUAAAGAAAAACAUCAGAAAGCAUGAAUGAAAUUAUAGAUGAAGAACAUUAAAUAAGCAAUCUAAUAGAUUAAUUGAACAAUAAAUAAUGUGUGAUGUUGCCUUCUUAAAAUAAUCAUUUUAAUUAAGGGAAUUAAUUAAGGCUUAUCCAAACUGAAAAUAAUUUAGAUUAAUUUCAAGUAUGA